UCCCCCCGGCGGAAGUAAACAAAGAAUCCCAGCCGUGUCAGUGUGGCGCCGAUCUCAUGUCCGGCUGAUUAAACAUGUCCUCGGUUCUGUGUUUCAGAAAGUUUGUGAGUGAGCGACUGAUCGCAGCCGCUGAGGAAAUAUUAGGAGUCUUUGAACAAACAGUUCAGGUUUACGAGGAGGAGAUCGAGCGUCAGCGCAGACUGCUGGAGACUAAAGUCCCCGAGAAAGAUGUCUCACUGUCAUCUUCCUGUAAUGAGGAGGUUCUCCUGGGCCAUCAGAGGCUCUGUGACUGUAACCAGAAGAGGAACUCCACCCUGAGCCAAGGGGAGUCACAGUUUAGCGUGGAGGUGGAGGAGCUCUGCUCCGGUCGUGACAGAGAGCAGCUCAUACUGAAGCAGGAGACUGACUUGUUAAGACUUGCACAUGAGGGGAGUGAUUACAGUGAAGACCAGAUUCUGCUAAUGGACCCUAACCAAAUUCAGAAUGCAGCACAAAGACAGUUGCAGAGUAAAGUAAAAUCUGAAUCUUACACAGGGGGUUCAGAUAUAUCAGUUGUAAACAGUGACCAUCAGCUUUCUCACAACUCACAUGUAGCUACAGACAGAGACCUUGAAAAAGCAAACCAGGAGAAUGCGAGUACUCAUCAGACACCAGAGAACAAACAUUUCAAAUGCAUGAUUUGCUGUGAGGAGUUUAAUGAUUUCUUAAAGUUCAAAUUUCACUCAAGGACCCACACUGGUGAAAAACGUUUUAAAUGUGGCACCUGCGGGAAAGGGUUCAAAUGUCAAUCAAACCACAUCAGUCAUAUGAAAACUCACUCUGGCGAGAGGCCGCACACUUGCGUCACUUGCGGGAAAACUUUCACCCGUAGAGCCGACCUGAGGAGGCACAACCGAACUCACACAGGGGAGAAGCCAUACAGCUGCAUUUUCUGCGGGAAUAAGUUUUCUCACCACUCGUCUCUCACAAAUCACGUCCGGGUGCAUACAGGGGAAAAGCCUUAUAAAUGUAUUUGGUGUGGGAAGAGGUUUGCUAUCAACACAACAUUGAAAAUACACACCCGAGUCCAUACAGGGGAGAAGCCGUACACAUGCAACCUCUGUGGGAGGAAUUUCGCUCAUAACACGGGGCUGAGAUUACACAGGAGGACUCAUGCUGGGGAAAAACAACAGAGCUGAGAUACUUUGUGUGGAAUGGCUCAAAAAAGGUCAAACUUGAAAGUGGGAUUCAACUUGAACAGCUUAUUUAUGGCCUUUUGUAAUUUUACUUUUCUGCUGUUGCAUUACUUGCAGAUUAAUCAGUAAACUUGUGAGUAAUUUUGA
Paralichthys olivaceus (Japanese flounder) is the source of this 1322-nucleotide messenger RNA. RefSeq names its product zinc finger and SCAN domain-containing protein 2-like. Gene Ontology annotation, molecular function: DNA-binding transcription repressor activity, RNA polymerase II-specific; RNA polymerase II cis-regulatory region sequence-specific DNA binding. Gene Ontology annotation, biological process: regulation of transcription by RNA polymerase II. The record is from RefSeq and is a predicted model, not a curated record. Gene Ontology annotation, cellular component: nucleoplasm. NCBI's taxonomy places the organism in Eukaryota, Metazoa, Chordata, Actinopteri, Pleuronectiformes, Paralichthyidae.